Messenger RNA from Cladocopium goreaui, 2795 nucleotides. NCBI's taxonomy places the organism in Eukaryota, Dinophyceae, Suessiales, Symbiodiniaceae. The record is from the annotation of a GenBank genome assembly.
CACUUUAGUGGGGCGGCCGCGUCCCGUCACCGGCGCACCGGCGUGCCUAAACUCCGUCGGUCGCCAUGAGUUUUGUGGACGAUGUGAUCGUCAAAAAGCUCUACGCCUGCCCCGUUUGCUUUGAAACCUUCGCGAAGUGGGGCACUUGCCUGAUACAUCUCAACAGCAACGCCAGCUGCCACUCUGCAAUUGGUGAAGAGACCUUUCGCAUACAGGAAGAGUUGCAAGACCUAUGCCGGAAAGCUGCCAAUGGGGAGUUUCCCUUGAUGAAGCAUCCCCAGUACCAUGAGCUGCCGGUUCCUGUCACCAACUUCGAUCCCAAUGCUAUGAGUUUUGAUCCAAACGCAGUGAGCUUUGAUCCAAACGCCAUGAGUUUUGAUCCGAAGGCUGCCACUUUCUAUCCGAAGGCUGCCGGUUUCGAUCCGCAGGCUGCCGGUUUCGAUCCGCAGGCUGUCAGUUUCGAUCCAAAAGCUGUCAGUUUCGAUCCCACCGCCACCAUGUUCGAUCCGAAAGUGGGCUACGACUUCCUCCCCACGGUGCCCGAGGUCGUCUCGCCGCCCAAGCCGAGCCCCGUGGGGCUCUCGCUGACCUCGCUAGUGGCGGCGCCGGUGCCCAUGCCGGUGGGACCGGUGAGGCACCAGGUGGACGACAAAGGUGGCUACCAAUGGCAGGCGUCUUCCGAGAAGCUCUUGGACCGCUUCGAGAAGACGGUCUCCGGGAGUACCGAGAAGAUCACCAUUGACGAUUGGAUGCCCUCGAAAUUGGAUGAACAUGUGAAGUUGCGACUGCACUAUGCUGUCUCCACGGGUUUCCUGCUGAAGGAGGAGCAAAAUGCCUUGCAGAAGACAUUGAACAGCUUGGUCUCCUAUGUCCCAGAAGAGCAGAGGCUUGUGAUUCAAAAGUUUCUGAGCCCCAGCUUUGACGACUUCCGCGCCAUUGUCAACAAAUUGUUUUGGUUGCAGCGCUGCAUGGAGUACUGCAGAAGCAGUUCGACCAGGACGGAACGCAUCGAAGCGGGGUCAGCGCAAGAGAAGUUGUUGAUGGCUCUGGAUCUCCACGGUUUGCGCGAAGCCGCCCUAACGGAUGAGUGUUGGACCACCUUCGAGAUGUUUCCUCCGCCGCUGCAGGAGAUGGUGGUGCAAGCGGUGAAGGCGAGUCUGCCUAUGAAGACGGAGAAGAAACAGCUAUCUCAACACUUCGCCCACCUCGCUGUGAACGAAGAGUCCAUUUAUAACUUGCAAACCAGUCGGCCGGACGACGAAGUUGUCCCCACGCAAGCGUCCUGGGAAGCUUUCAGUGAUAGCCAGUACCACGAACUCCUUCGACAGCUGCUGGUGAAUUCUCGCAAUGCCGAGGACAGGGUCCUACAACUCCUGUCUGAGGAGGCGUCAGGACCCAAGGCUACGCCCUCGCUGCUGCACGUGCACGUGGCCACCGAGGAAGCGCGCCGCGGGCGCUCCGCAGAGGUGAUUUCUCUCCUCCAUGCUGCAGCAGCCUGCGGCUUGUCACGAUUGUGUGCCCGAUUCAUUGCUGAAGGGUUAGAUGUCAAUGAACGCACGGGGCACCAGCACUUCAGCCCAUUGCAUUUGGCUGCCUCCAAUGGCAACGUGCGCGCCACAGAGACGCUUCUGGAAAACCGCGCCUUUCCCUGGCUGUUGGAUGAUUGCGGCAAGACGCCUUUGUACCAUGUGGUGACGUCCCUGCCGGAGUCCUCGGAGGCAGAACAGCAGCUGCUGCUGCAGAUCUGUCAGCAGCUGGUCUUCGGCAUGCUGCAGGCCAGCGAUGAAGAUGAGCUGUUGCUGGUGGAAUCCGCUUUGGAGAUCUUGCAGCAAUCGGAGCUCUCUUGGUUGCUGCAACUGCAGUAUCGCAUGCGAGAAUUGCAGCUCAAGAACCCAGCGAUCUACACCCCAGAGAUUUUGGUGGAGCUGGGUCGGAUGCACUACGAGACGUUGAAUCUUCUCCUCUCCUUCUUCGAUGGCGAUCGCUGCAAGUUGAAUGUGCCUGAUGAUGCCUUGCUGCUCGAAUUCGCAGCUGCUUUGAAGUCGGACUUCAUUCAGGUGAGAUUCCAAUCCAUUGAUGCUAAGCUCUCCAAUGCUUUGAGGAAAGUCAUCGACUAUGCUGGGGACAAGUCUAUGCAAGUGAAGUAUGACAUGUCCAUGAAGAACCAAAUGUAUGGGAAGAGUGGAGACUUCAUUAAGGGACGAGAACUAUUCGCAAUGAUCUUGAUUAGCUUCAAGUCACCUGAUCAUACUGAAGUUCUCCACAACGCUCAUCAUUUGUACAUGUUCAGCUAUUAUGGAGAUGACCAACUCGAGGCCUUCUACAACAAGUGGCUUGACAUCAUAUAUAACAUGAAACAUGAUGAUCGGCCUUCUGCAAAUUCCCUGCGUGACACAUUGUUCCGGAAGAUUGAACACUCAAAACUCAUGCACUUUGAUAUCAGCCGAUACCGUACAUUCGAUGAAGGGCAUCAUGAGAAGACUUAUGAAUUCCUAAUCGGUAUGAUCAAAGGAUACAUUGCCAGAGGGAAACAAGAAAGACUGUUGAAAGACAGGGAACGUGCAGUCAAAAUAUCAAUGUCAUCCAACAAAACUACACCCGCAUUGGAAGAUGACGUGAAAGCUGCCGCCCCCACCAAGACAAAGAAGGAAGACGCUGCAGCCGCUUCAUCUGCCGGUGAUCCUCCCAAAGGGAAGCCGAAGGCCAAGGCAAAAAGUGAAGCUGCUUCUGUUCUUCCUACGCCUUCUCCGAAGUCUCAUGCCGACAAGAACAAGAAAGGCAAGGGCAAAGGAUAA